AUGCGUUGUUUUUAUGAUUCAUUGAAGAAGUUCGCCAAUAUGUUCAAUAUUCACGUGCAGUUGGUUUUAUCAGAAAUUAAUAUUGAGGAGAUACGCGAAGCGAUGAAGUUUUCAUCGAAAUAUAGAAAGAUUACGUUUAAAUGCAGUCAACCAGUUAAUCAUCGUUAUGAUAUUAAGAAAGCAUUUGGACUGCUUUAA
Messenger RNA from Heterobilharzia americana, 198 nucleotides. The record is from the annotation of a GenBank genome assembly. NCBI's taxonomy places the organism in Eukaryota, Metazoa, Platyhelminthes, Trematoda, Strigeidida, Schistosomatidae.